Nematolebias whitei (Rio pearlfish) is the source of this 829-nucleotide messenger RNA. RefSeq names its product Kv channel interacting protein 1 b (gene kcnip1b). Gene Ontology annotation, biological process: regulation of potassium ion transmembrane transport. NCBI's taxonomy places the organism in Eukaryota, Metazoa, Chordata, Actinopteri, Cyprinodontiformes, Rivulidae. Bases 1 to 678 code for a protein of 225 amino acids. Gene Ontology annotation, cellular component: voltage-gated potassium channel complex. The record is from RefSeq and is a predicted model, not a curated record. The transcript has 8 exons. Gene Ontology annotation, molecular function: transmembrane transporter binding; potassium channel regulator activity; calcium ion binding.
AUGGAUGGCUGUACCAGCCGCUGCAGGCAGGGGGUGCAGAAGUUAAUCCAGUCCCUGCAGAGACUAGUCUCAGGAAAUCUCACUAAAGAUAAAACAGAUGAAGAACUCGAGAUGACCAUGGUGUGUCACAGGCCAGAAGGUCUUGAGCAGCUGGAAGCGCAGACCAACUUCACCAAGCAGGAGCUGCAGAUCCUCUAUCGCGGUUUUAAGAAUGAAUGUCCCAGUGGAGUGGUAAAUGAGGAGACAUUUAAACACAUUUACGCACAGUUCUUCCCUCACGGAGAUGCCAGCAUGUACGCACAUUAUCUCUUCAAUGCAUUUGACACCACGAACAACGGCUCUAUUAAAUUUAAGGACUUUGUGAUGGGCUUAUCUAUUCUGCUGAGGGGCACUCUGAGGGAAAAGCUGGAGUGGACGUUUCAUCUUUAUGACAUCAACAGAGAUGGAUACAUAAACAGAGAGGAAAUGACAGAGAUCGUGAGAGCCAUUUAUGACAUGAUGGGCAAGUACACCUACCCUGCAAUAAAGGGCGACAUCCCCCAGCAGCACGUGGAUGCCUUCUUCCAGAAAAUGGACAAGAAUAAAGAUGGAGUUGUGACUAUGGAGGAGUUUAUUAUAGCCUGCCAAGAGGAUGAAAAUAUGAUGAGAUCCAUGCAGCUGUUUGAAAAUGUGAUGUAGGACAAAUGGAAAUGAAGGAGACAAAAAACAUGAAGAAAAAAUAGCAGAGGGCUUGGUCUGUGUGUGUGUGCAUGGGUGCAUAUGUGCAGUACAUCCAGUCACUCCUCCUCUAAAUGUUCUGAGCUCUGGAUCCAACCAGAACCUCCUGCAG